GUGUGUUCGCUGGAUGGGGUCGGGACGUUUGUUGACAACAUCAGUAGAACGGAGCCUAUGAAGUUUGUAAUUUUGCGGAGCCUAUGAGUGUAACUUGCUUAUGUGUACAGUAUAUAUCAAAAUAGUAAGAAAGAUUUAGAUUAACGAAUUCUUUAACAUGAUAAUGGAUGCGCCAACGUUAAUUAUUGAAACGGAUGAUCUACAAUAUGAAGAAGAACUUCUCCGAAACCCUUUUUCAGUAAAACAUUGGCAACGGUACAUAGAACACAAAAAAGAUGCUGCAUCUGAACAGCUUAACAAGGUCUAUGAAAGAUCAUUGCUGCAAAUGCCUGGGAGUUACAAACUUUGGCACCAGUAUCUAAGAUUACGAAUGCAGCAGGUAAAAGGUCGCUGCAUCACGGAUCCAGAGUUCGAGAGUGUUAACAACACUUUCGAACGUGCCUUGGUAUUCAUGCACAAGAUGCCCCGUGUAUGGAUAGAUUAUUGCCACUUUUUGAUGAAUCAGAAAAAAAUAACAAGAACUAGGAAGACAUUUGACCGUGCCCUCUGUGCUUUACCAAUAACACAACACAACCGCAUAUGGCCUCUGUAUCUUAAGUUUGUGAUGUCUUACAAUAUUCCAGAAACAGCUGGUAGAGUUUGGAGGAGAUAUCUGAAGCUAUGUCCAGAAGAUACUGAGGAUUACAUUAGCUAUCUUAUAUCCAUUGGCCGAUUAGAAGAAGCAGCCAAAAAAUAUGAAUGGUGUGUUAACACAGACUCCUUUACUUCCAAGUAUGGCAAAUCGAAACAUCAGUUGUGGUCUGAACUUUGUGAACUUAUCUCCAAAAAUCCUCAGGAAACUAGCCUGAAAAACGCAGAAGCCAUCAUUCGUCAUGGUCUUCAGCGUUACACGGACCAAGUUGGUAUGCUGUGGAACUCUUUGGCUGAAUUCUAUAUCAUAAGUGCUCUAUUUGAAAGAGCUCGAGAUGUAUAUGAAGAAGGGCUGAGAAGUGUGAUGACAGUGCGAGAUUUUACGCAAGUGUUUGAUGCCUAUGCUCAGUUUGAAGAAUUAAUGCUAAAAAAACGUAUGGAAGAAGUGGGAAAUGAAGUUGAAGAAGAAGAUGAAAUUGACCUCGAAUUACGGUUGGCUAGAUACGAAGAUCUGAUGCAACGCAGACCACUUUUACUCAAUUCAGUUAUGCUACGGCAAAAUCCACAUAACGUUUUAGAGUGGCAGAAGAGAGUAACACUCUAUGAAGGAAAGCCUAAAAUGAUUGUUGCUACAUAUAUGGAAGCAGUAAAAACAAUUGAUCCAAAACAAGCAACAGGAAAGCUGUUUUCACUUUGGGUUAACUUUGCCAAGUUUUAUGAAGAAAAUAACCAAAUUAUAGAUGCACGAAUUAUAUUUCAGCGAGCUACUGAAGUAACAUAUGUAAAGGUUGACGAUUUAGCCAGUGUUUGGUGUGAGUGGGCUGAAAUGGAAAUAAGACACGACAAUGAAGAAGAAGCUCUAAAGCUUAUGAAAAGAGCCACAGCACCACCACCUCACAAAGUUGCAUAUAAUGAUGAGUCAGAACCCGUUCAGCGGCGAGUAUACAAGUCCCUUAAGCUGUGGUCAAUGUAUGCUGACUUGGAGGAAUGUCUUGGUACCUUUAAAUCCUGCAAGGCUGUGUAUGAUAGAAUUAUUGACUUGCGGAUUGCUACUCCACAAAUUAUUAUAAAUUAUGGAAUGUUUCUGCAGGAAAACAACUACUUUGAAGAAGCAUUUAAAGCAUAUGAAAAAGGCAUCUCCUUGUUCAAAUGGCCAUAUGUGUAUGAUAUUUGGAACACUUACCUCACCAAGUUCCUUGAACGUUAUACGGGAACUAAGAUAGAGCGUGCAAGAGAUCUGUUUGAACAGUGUCUAGAGAAAUGUCCUCCAAGCUAUGCUAGAAACCUAUACCUCUUAUAUGCCAAGAUGGAGGAAGAGCAUGGGCUGGCAAGACAUGCCAUGCAGGUAUAUAGCCGUGCAACCAAAGCAGUACCACCUGAAGAGAAAUUGGCUAUAUACAACAUAUACCUCCAACAUGCUCAGCAGAUUUAUGGUGUAACAAGAACAAGAGAAAUUUAUCAGGAAGCAAUUGAUGACCUUCCUGAUGAAGGUGCCCGUGAAAUGUGCUUACGUUUUGCUGAAAUGGAAAGAAAGCUGGGUGAAAUUGACCGUGCUCGGGAAAUUUAUGCCUACUGCAGUCAUAUAUGUGACCCACGUAUCACUGCAGAAUUCUGGGCCAAGUGGACUGAUUUUGAAGUUGCUCAUGGCAAUGAAGAUACUAUGAAGGAGCUACUUCGCAUCAAGAGAUCUAUGCAAGCUAAAUACAACACCCAGGUGAACAUGAUGUCUGCACAAAUGUUAGCAUCUGCAGACACAGUUGCAGGCACUGUUUCUGAUCUUGCCCCAGGUGCUAAGGAUGGCAUGCGCAUGUUAGAGGCUCGUGCUGUAGCCAUGAACCAGUUAGAGGAACAAAAUCCUCCACCAUCACAUGCUCCACCUGCAGGUGGCUCCAAAAUAUUAUUUGUACGAGGCACAACUACCAAAAGGGACGACGAGGUUGCUGAUACAGCUCGUACUGCAAACCCAGAUGAAAUUGACUUAGAUGAUGAGGAUGAUAAUGAUGAUGAUGAUGAUGACGAUGAUGAUGAUGAUGACCUUCCUCAGCAACGAGAAGUACCAUCAGCAGUGUUUGGCCAGCUCAAGAAGGAGUAAACUGUAAUUGUUUUAACUUUGGUCUGUUUAAUAAAAUGUAAAUAAAAUUUUA
Procambarus clarkii (red swamp crayfish) is the source of this 2774-nucleotide messenger RNA. It is a transcript of the gene fand, whose product is annotated as Pre-mRNA-splicing factor SYF1 fand. Gene Ontology annotation, biological process: mRNA splicing, via spliceosome; generation of catalytic spliceosome for first transesterification step. NCBI's taxonomy places the organism in Eukaryota, Metazoa, Arthropoda, Malacostraca, Decapoda, Cambaridae. Gene Ontology annotation, cellular component: post-mRNA release spliceosomal complex; Prp19 complex; U2-type catalytic step 2 spliceosome. Gene Ontology annotation, molecular function: protein binding. The record is from RefSeq and is a predicted model, not a curated record.